Ziziphus jujuba (common jujube) is the source of this 1314-nucleotide messenger RNA. RefSeq names its product glucan endo-1,3-beta-glucosidase. Gene Ontology annotation, cellular component: plasma membrane. The record is from RefSeq and is a predicted model, not a curated record. Bases 62 to 1108 code for a protein of 348 amino acids. Gene Ontology annotation, biological process: carbohydrate metabolic process. Gene Ontology annotation, molecular function: hydrolase activity, hydrolyzing O-glycosyl compounds. The transcript has 2 exons. Lineage: Eukaryota; Viridiplantae; Streptophyta; Magnoliopsida; Rosales; Rhamnaceae.
UGAGAAUGAAGAGGAGCUGACAUGAAUUGUUAUUGUAUAGAGCGCUAGUUUCUUUUAUUUCAUGUUCAUGGCUUUUUCCUCUGCAGAUGUUAACAAAACCAAUAUGGCUUCUAUAUUGCUGUUACUUGGUUUGUUCAUUUCAAGCCUCAAUAUAUCAGCAGGUGCACAAUCUAUUGGUGUCUGUAAUGGGAGAAAUGGCAACAAUCUACCUAGUGAAGCAGAUGCUGUGCAAUUCUUCAAAGACAAUGGCAUUACGAGGAUGAGGAUUUAUGAACCAUACCAGUCAACUCUUCAGGCCCUCAAAGGAUCAAACAUAGAACUCACCAUUGGCAUCCUCAACAAAAACCUUCAAGGCCUGAAUGACCCUGCAGCCGCAACAGAUUGGGUCCAGAAGAACGUCAGAGACUUUCCCGAUGUCAAAUUCCGGUACAUCGCGGUGGGCAAUGAAGUAGACGUCGAAGAUGCAGAAACCCAGUAUCUCCUGCCUGCCAUGCAAAACAUUCAGAGUGCAAUCUCAGCAGCUAACUUACAAGAUCAAAUCAAAGUUUCAACAGCCAUCUAUAGUGGUUUGUUGGAGAACAGUUCCCCUCCAUCAAAUAGUGCAUUCAGAGGAGGUGCAAGUUCAUUCAUGAUUCCGAUUGUGACAUUCCUGGUUAACAAUGGCUCUCCGCUUCUGGCCAAUAUCUAUCCUUAUUUCAGCCGUAAAUACGAGCCAUCUAACAGCCUUGAAUAUGCCCUGUUUACUGCAUCAGGGACUGUGGUGCAUGAUCCAAAUACGAACCUUGACUACCAGAAUCUCUUUGAUGCGUUGGUUGAUUCUGUGUAUGCAGCUCUAGAGAAAGCAGGUGGACCAAACGUGCAGGUUGUGGUAUCGGAGAGUGGUUGGCCAUCAGAUGGUGGUGCUGACGCAACCGUUGCGAAUGCAGGGACUUAUUAUAAGAACUUGAUCGACCAUGUGAAGAAUGGAACUCCAAAGAGAAGUGGAGCUAUUGAAACUUAUCUAUUUGCCAUGUUCGAUGAGAAUGAGAAGCAGGGUGAAGAGGAGGAGAGGCAUUUUGGUCUAUUUACUCGUGAUAAACAGCCCAAAUACCAACUUAAUUUCAAUUAAUUGACAAGCCUUUUAUAUCAUAAAAUGUCGUUUGAAUAAGACUGCCUCGUAGUGCUACAAAUAUAUAUGUGAUUUUUAUAUCAAUUGUGUUAACUUGUAUUCUAAGAAACCUUUAUGUUAGUUUUUGGAUUGCAAUAUUUGAUGCCACGAGCAACAAAAAAGAGAUACUUGCUAUAAAUAAAAAUAAGAAAUUCAAUGUUGGCAUU